GCGGUGGAUAUGGCCAAAGAGAGCGAAUAAAACUCGCUUGAGCACUUGUUCGUCACACAAUUGCAAGUGUGAAACAUCCCGCAGCCGCGUGCAGGAUUCUCCACGCGCAUCUUACGAGCAGCAUCAACAAAAGAAAAUAUUAGUUUUACAAUCAAGGAGCCUCGUUGCCUCCCGAGUUUCUCCAACGCUACGGGAGGACACGCUUCUCUCUUUCCCGCAUUUAAACUCCCAGCACCCGGCUGUCUGCAUCUUUCUGCUCCGUCCGCGCGCGAAUAGCGCUGGUCUCGUGUCGGACUAUAGGAUUUGGGGUGACGCCAUGGGGACAGAGGGAGGGGGUCUUCGCCAUGGAUUCUGACUUUUUAAACACUUAAUAUAAACCUAUAGAUUGCGAAACCCCUAUAGAAGUAAUUGAGCGAGCUGCGCUUUAGGUCGCAUCUCUUCCUGCCCUUCUUCGCCGAACGGGAUGGUUCCAGCGCAGCGUCGCGUGGGGUGAGAAGAUCUUGCAAGACUGGGAAGAAAAGCGAGAGAUCGAGGGAUUAUGGCACUCUACGCGCUCUGUCUUUUCACUCUGAUGCUCACCUGCACGAACUUUGACCUGGUGACUGCAGCCAGGCACGCGGUACACUGGAACAGUUCAAACAUACUACUUCGUAAGGAGGGCUACACAGUGCAGGUGAAUGUCAAUGACUACCUGGAUAUCUACUGUCCUCACUACAACAGCAGUCAGAGAGGCAUCGCCGAGCAGUACGUGCUCUACAUGGUCAGUUAUCGUGGUUACCGUACAUGCGACCCACAGCUGGGCUUCAAACGCUGGGAGUGUAACCGUCCCCACGCCCCACACGCACCAAUCAAAUUCUCAGAAAAGUUCCAGCGCUACAGCGCCUUCUCGCUCGGCUACGAGUUCCAUGUUGGGCAGGAGUAUUAUUAUAUCUCCACACCCACUCAUCACCACGGCCGGAGCUGCCUGAGAUUAAGAGUGCAUGUCUGCUGCUCAACAGAUGAUGAGCCCCAACCCACAGAGCCAGACUACACUCUAAGACCUAACAUCAAAAUCGAUGACCUCGAUGACUAUGAUAAUCCAGAGGUCCCCAAAUUGGAGAAGAGCAUCAGCGGUAGCAGUCCAUCCAGAGAUCGCCUUCUCCUAACCGUGGCAUCACUUUUCCUUAUCGCCCUUUCAGUCUCCUAGCAUCCACUUCCUAACCGUCGCCAUACCAACGAGGCCUUGGGGUGGGGGGCUAGGAAAGAAACUGGAAAUGGAACACUUGAUGCUGCAGCAGCUUACGGAGUGUCAAGCACCAGCCCACAAUUCAACAGUGGU
Sinocyclocheilus grahami is the source of this 1318-nucleotide messenger RNA. Its product is annotated as ephrin-A3-like. Lineage: Eukaryota; Metazoa; Chordata; Actinopteri; Cypriniformes; Cyprinidae. Gene Ontology annotation, cellular component: plasma membrane. Gene Ontology annotation, molecular function: ephrin receptor binding. The record is from RefSeq and is a predicted model, not a curated record. The transcript is spliced from 5 exons. Gene Ontology annotation, biological process: axon guidance; ephrin receptor signaling pathway. Bases 539 to 1186 code for a protein of 215 amino acids.